AUGACCGGAGAGACAUCUACAGAUCCGGCUACAGAGGGUCUCCGUCAUAGGAAUGCGCCCAUCAAGACAAAAUCGGAGCAAGAGGCGAGGCAGACUGUCUUGGACUUGAACGCUCGCGAGGAGAAAUCCUCCAAAGCCGAAAAAGACAGGAAGACCUUCGGUCGAACUCCAGAUGGCACCGUUUUUACUGUACCACAGACACAUGAUAUGGUGUCGCAGCUUCUAUCGCCCUCGGAGCGCAAAAAUGUGUCGGACCUUGUUGUCCUUGCAAUUUUGGCCUUGCACAUUUUGCUGGCAUGGAUUCUGCCGUCUCCUUACAAGAGACCAACCCUCGCUGCCAUAUUCUUAUUCUGGAGAGCCGCUUACAAUAUAGGUAUUGGCUAUCUCCUCCACAUGCAAUCCCAUCACAAGACGCUCGUCCGGUGGGCCCGCAAGUCGAAGCUGUUCCCUGUUGCCUCUAAUGGCGAGAAUCCUCAUCCCAGACUACGCGCCUUUAUCAAACGCGAACUGGAAACGAAAAUCCCCGAGGACUAUGACUUUGACACAGCACCCCCCGAGUACAACACCUGGUUGGUCUUUCGCCGUGUUGUCGAUCUGAUCCUCAUGUGUGACUUUGUCUCCUACAUGCUCUUUGCCAUGGCUUGCGGUCAUAGACCUGUCGGAGAGUCUGUGUUCAUGACCACCUUUCGCUGGUCCACGGGUCUCGCCUUGUUUGCAUUCAAUCUCUGGGUGAAGCUGGACGCUCACCGCGUGGUCAAAGAUUUCGCCUGGUAUUGGGGUGACUUUUUCUUCUUAAUCGAUCAAGAAUUGACCUUUGACGGCGUCUUCGAGAUGGCCCCGCAUCCCAUGUACUCGAUAGGUUAUGUUGGCUACUAUGGCAUUUCCCUCAUGGCUGCUAGCUACAAAGUUCUCUUCAUCUCCAUCCUCGCACACGCUGCUCAAUUUGCGUUUCUUAUCGCGGUCGAGAGUCCUCAUAUUGAACGCACAUACAACUCACCGCCUCCCCGAAAAUCGAUGAUCGGAACUCAAGUCGGCAUAUCGAGACCUGAACUAUCUUCAACAGCAGAGACGUGGCCAGCCCUUUCCCACAAGCAACCACCCCAAACGCACAACCUUCUGGGCAUUCGCAAUGUCGAUUUCUACCGGACCACGGAUCUGGCCGUCCUUAUCGUCCAACUCUAUAUCUUUGCUCUGACUAUGCUGACGCCGAAUACCCCACUGAUCCAGACCUAUUUUGUGCUCAAUGCUGCCAUCUGGCGUCUCUGGUACUCGGCUGGACUGGGCUAUCUGCUUAAUAGGCAAUCCACGAAGAAGAAAUGGACUAGACACUUUUUGAAAUAUGGUGAGAGUACUUGGGAGGCCUGGAGACAAUGGAAAGGCAUCUAUCACCUCAGCAUGUUCACCUGUUAUGCAUCAUUCGCGGCUGCUGCUUGGAAGAUGUAUUCCCUGCCCGCCAACUGGGACUAUGGCCUCGUCUUGCUGAAACAUGUCAUCGGCGUAGGCCUAAUUUGCCUCCAAUUCUGGGUAUCUUUCAGCAUCUACGACCAACUAGGAGAGUUUGGGUGGUUCUUUGGCGACUUUUUCUUUGACCAGAAUCCGAAAUUGACAUAUGGCGGCAUUUACCGCUUCCUCAACAAUCCAGAGCGUGUUCUCGGUCUCGCCGGUGUCUGGGGCGUUGCACUUAUCACCAGCAGCAAAGCAAUUUUUUGCCUGGCUCUUCUGAGUCACACACUGAGUCUGGCAUUCAUUCAGUUUGUGGAGCGGCCGCAUAUGCAGAAGCUCUAUGGCAGAAGCCUUCGACAAGACGCCGGACUGGUCAGAAGUCUGAGGAGGUCGUUACCGCCGCCUCUGAGACAGUGGCAAGAUGGUAUGGACAGGGUAUUAACUGAAGCUGCUGAUGUUCUGGAAGAAUUCUUCGAUGCAGCCAAGCCAAAACUGGCAGCCGGCGUGACCGGCAUUGUCGAAGACACCAAGAAACUUAUUCCCAAAUACCCGGCGAGCAUUGCCGUUACCAAGGUCGAUCCUGAAAUUGCUGGACUAGACCCGAGAGAAUACAGACUAGACAUCGAAGGCACCCCAGCGUCAUCUCUUGCAGACUCUCAACGGUUCAGUGACAAAGAGGCAGAACAGGCCAGGACUCCAGCAGUGCGAACCAGCGACUUUAAACCUCUUCUAUUCGAAUAUGGCGCGCCAAUCAAGGUCAAAUGGACUGCGCCUCUCAAUCAUGGAAAGAAAGAUUGGGUUGGCUUGUAUAUGGUGUCGGAUAACAGCUCUAGAGAGGUCACUCGAGUCGCAUCGGCUGGUAGAUGGAUCGCCACGAAUCCGGGAGAAUAUGACAUAAUCGAGUCAGACGCAGGAAUCGUGUCUAGCGACAUCAAAACCACCAUCACGUUGGAGGACGGCACAGAGAAGGAAUGCUACACAGGGGAGAUGGUCUUUUCCGGUGAUAAGCUUUGGUGGACCCAGGGCGUCUUCGAGUUUCGGUACCACCACAAUGGCAAGCACAACGUCAUGGCAAUUUCGCUACCUUUCGAGGUGCGAAUCCCACGUUUCAGUGAUGAGGAACUUGGAGAUUUAGAUUCCAACAUCCCAUCUUCGAGCCCACAGACCGAUGCGUUGAUCCGGAAGGCGAUCGAGAAGAGUCUCCUCCCGGUUGUGCAGAACUGCUUCGACCGUGACCCGGAAAUUGCGCCACAAACAGCGUCAGAACCCUUUGGGAGUCUGGUCGAUCGCAAUGGAAAAUACGCCAAACGGGUGGUAUACGCCAUUCAUCAAAUGUUUGGCAUCGAGUUUGCGCCGGAGGUGGUCAAGGCAGAUGGCAAGGUGGAGAAUCUGGCCUGGCGCAUCUGGGAGGCAAAGAAAGUUCUGGCUCCUUUCAGCAUGUCAAAGUCUCGAGGUACGAGCACGCCGUCAGAAGGGUCAUAG
This is a messenger RNA of Exophiala dermatitidis NIH/UT8656, 2925 nucleotides long. RefSeq names its product phosphatidylethanolamine N-methyltransferase. Gene Ontology annotation, molecular function: phosphatidylethanolamine N-methyltransferase activity. Gene Ontology annotation, biological process: phosphatidylcholine biosynthetic process. The coding region runs from base 1 to 2925 and encodes 974 amino acids. The record is from RefSeq and is a predicted model, not a curated record. The transcript is spliced from 2 exons. Lineage: Eukaryota; Fungi; Ascomycota; Eurotiomycetes; Chaetothyriales; Herpotrichiellaceae.